GAGAGAAGAAAGCUACAGAGAUCUAGAGACGAAGUAGCAUUUUACAAACUUAAGGGUGACCCCAUUUGUUACGAGGAGGGGGAACUAGUUAUGCUCACAGAGCACCGGCAGAGCUCCUACGACAAAGGGGUCUCGAAAAAGCUGUUUCCCAAGCGUUUUGGACCUUACAUGGUCAUGAAACACGUUGGUGAUAACGCGUACCGAGUGAGAAGCAUCGCUAAUGAGUCUGAUGAACAAAUCGUAAAUGCCAGACAAAUGACGAUCUAUUUGAGUUUAGAACAACAAGAGAAGCUCAAAAAUGACCCUAAGUUACAGUCAAAAACCGAUAAUAGGCCCCUAAUUGAGAAAAUAAGAGAAAAAGUAACGCCGAAGGAAAUCGAGAAGUCAGAAAUUGAGGAAGAGGUCGAAGAAGAGGUCACUGACCUUAAAAUACAUGAUCAAGUCGCGGAAAGAGCAGCUAGGCUACUGGCUAGAGAAAUGCGUAAAAAAGAACUCGAAGAGGUUGAGAAAAAUAAAAGUAAGAAACUGCAGGAAUUUCAGAGACUCAAAAAACAUGCGAGAUGCAAGUUGGAUGAUAAAGAGAAUGAAAAAAUCGAAGACUGUAUAAAAAAAGCUGUUAAUUUGAGUAAAAAAGCUGGAGAAAUUAUUGAAAAUGCGAAAAAGAAAGAUAAAGAGAGAAAGCGUACGAAAAUUUUAAAGCCAGGUGAGACGCCACCAGGAUCAGCUGAUCCUGAUUACGUACCUCCAACGAGCAUGAAAAGACGAAAAAAGAAAACAGCUAAUUUUAUUGCGUUAGAAAAAUUGGAGUCGCAUCACCGGAUAAAUUUCGUCGAGCUGUAUUUAAAUUACGAUGAUAUUGCGAGGUAGAGUCGUUGAUUGAGUAGCUGGAGGUCCAGACAUUGCUCUGCAGUGUCAAAACCUGUAAAUUUUUUUUUUAACCUGUAAACAAUUUAUUUUAUUCAAAAAUUACUCGUGGAAAUGUUUUAAUCGGUUUUAUUACAUGAGAAUUGGGCGAACGAAAGCGAGAGUGUUUUUACCCGAGCAGCCUACGAGCUAUAGGAAAAGAGUACUGUAAGCGAGUAGGCGGGGGGUGGUUAGACACGCCGCACAACGAGAACGAAGCGAGAACGGCUCUCCGCACCGUGUUACUACGAGCAGCAAGCAUUUAUGCGUACUAGCGAGUAGGCGCGGGGUAGAGGUAAACCGAACCCAACGAGAACGAAAAGGAACGGCUCCCCUCGUACCAUUGCAACGAAGCAAAGAGUCGUUUUGCGUGUAAGCGAGUAGGCGGGGAGUGGUUACGAGCAGAAUACGACGAGCCGGUUGCAUUGUAACAGGCAACCAACUGAUAAGAAAAAUAUUUCGAUCGAAUGAAAAGGCAGAUGGUUUGGCUAUUGUGUUUUGCGUUGAGUUGUGAAAUAUGUCGAAAUAUGCUUGAUUGUUGAAAUGUGAAUUUUUUUCGUGAUUUUUUGGCAAUUAUUACGGUAAAUUGCGAUCGGUCGUGAAUAAAAAGUAAUUUUUCGUGUUCGUGAUUGUAUUUGCGGUUGGAUUAAGGUGAGAAAUUUUGAAAUACGGUGAUUUUUCGCGAAAUGAGCAGCUUCGUGCAUGUUUGAUGUUGGAAGAUUUUGUAGCAGAAAUAUUCUUGCCGAAAUUUGAGUAAGUCCAGUUUAAAAUAAUAUUAAUACGCGGUUUUCUAUGUUCAUAGCCGAGAAGUAUUGUGUUUCGUAUAUCUGGAGCGUGUAAUUAGCUGAAAAUCGUGGGAAUUUCAAAAAUCGAGAAGCUCUCGUCGCGUGUGCCUGCUAAAAGAACAAAACGAGCAGCAACGUGGUGAAAGUUGAGGUUGGAAAUUCCUUUGAGUUGCCAGAAAGUUUUUCUCGAUUAGUAAUUGCGACUUUGGUUGGACGAAGCUUUUAUCGGAAAGCUGAAGUAUUUGACGUUAUUAUUGAAUUCUGAUUCGUGUGACGAAGAUUUUUGACGCUGAAAAAUAGCUAUUUUUUGACUUAAGAAGAUGGCGACGAAAGGCGAUAAGCCGCAGCAACCUGAUUGGGAUGAUACCGACGAGAGUAGCGAUUCUGAAAGCGAUUCGGAGACGGAAGCCACACAUUAUAGAAUUUUUCGGUGUCAGAUAUGUGGUAAGCCGAUCGGUGAAGGGCCGAAAAAGAAAAAAUCGAAUACGACGGCGUUCGCGGUCUCGUGUGGGCACCAGUUUCACAAAAAGUGCCUGAAGAAAAAGAAAGCAGAGUUACCGUGCGAUUGCUUAGUUACUGGCUGCCGGAAAAAUGGCAGAGUCGAUCCCGAGACGUGGCGGAAAUUACGCGGCGGUACUACCGAGGUGUCGAAAUGCGCUGAAGAAGAAAAGGAUUCCUUGCGCGAGCGGUUAGUAAAAGAAAUGCGGCAAAACACCUUGCUGAUUGAGCAAAACGAGUCGCUGAUUCAGUCGUCAAGAGAGUCGCCGCGUGCUGAAGCCGAGCAAAUUCGAGUUGAGUUAAACUGCGCAAAAACCGAAAUAGAGCAGCUUAAGGCGGAAUUAGCAGAGGUACAGCAAAGAGCUGCGACGUUGGUGGUACAGAACGAUGCGCUGUUGCUCGCGAGUCAAGGCCCAAGAGAAUGGUCAAUCGAGGAACUCUCUGAGGAGGCUUUUGCAGCCGAGGCGGAGAGACGUGGUUUCGAGGCAUCGCUAGACAGACUAAAUCGAGAAGAACGCGACCGGCGCUACCGGCAGUUUGCAAGCAAGAUCGAAGAGAAUGGCAUGGACUUUGAGCAGGCGCUGCGAGCAAUUGACCGCCAACGAUUGUUUACGCAAGUGGACAGUGCGCGUAUGAUGGUGUUAAUCGAUGUUGACAGAGAGGCGUUGGACAAAGAAGUUAGAUUAUCAGAGGUUCUCGAUGGAAUUAGCGUGCUACCGUCAUUGACAGGUAUCGAGCAGCCGACGAUGCAAAGGAUGAUUGAACUCAAUAGACGUCUCGAGCAGCUCGAAAUUAGCUAUGAUGACGUGUUCGAUGUAGUCAACGACGAGGCGGAACGAGCUCGCUUAGAAGCGAGGAAGUCGCUGCAAAAGAAGAAACAAACGACAAAAGUAGCGGUAAAGAACGCGACCGAGAAGCCUCAAAAGUCGGACGAGAAACCAACGACGUCGAAAGAGAAGCGGUCUUCGGUCCCGAAUACACCAGACGUAAACCUGGACGGAAUCGAGACGGACGGUAAGAGUAACGAUGGUGAAAGCCCUCGACCUGACGAUGAGAGUGCGAAAAGAGAGACACGUAAAAGAUCGAGUACAGAGUCGUCCAAAUAAGGUACUGUA
Messenger RNA from Planococcus citri (citrus mealybug), 3301 nucleotides. RefSeq names its product M protein, serotype 2.2-like. Bases 2009 to 3292 code for a protein of 427 amino acids. NCBI's taxonomy places the organism in Eukaryota, Metazoa, Arthropoda, Insecta, Hemiptera, Pseudococcidae. The record is from RefSeq and is a predicted model, not a curated record. The transcript has 6 exons.